Molecule: messenger RNA, 5399 nt
Organism: Alosa alosa (allis shad)
Lineage: Eukaryota; Metazoa; Chordata; Actinopteri; Clupeiformes; Clupeidae
Gene: cpeb3
Product: cytoplasmic polyadenylation element binding protein 3
Exons: 12
Coding region: 136-2361 (741 amino acids)
Biological process (GO): negative regulation of cytoplasmic translation
Cellular component (GO): synapse; nucleus; neuron projection
Molecular function (GO): mRNA 3'-UTR binding; translation factor activity, RNA binding; ribosome binding
Source: RefSeq, a predicted model, not a curated record
AACUAGGACUCUGGGAUAUGUAGUCACAGUUCAGAUUUUUCUCCUUCGUGUAGCCAAAAAUAUCAAAUUAAUGUUCUAAGUCGAGCAGACUGUCCUUACCAGGAGGCACUAAGCCUACUUGGGUUGACAACCAACAUGAAGAUACACAUAUGGCUUCAGAAUACAUCAUACUGCGCUCAGCAAACCAUGCAGGAUGAUUUACUGAUGGACAAAAGCAAAGCUCAGCCCCACCAGCAAGACCCAACAAACGUAGACCCUCCUUCUACCCCGACCCCCUCAUCGGAAACCCCAACCUCGGAGGAGAGUCCAUCGAGUGUGACUAACCAAGCACCCUGCGCUCAAAACAACAAAGAGAAAGUACCGAUGGAGUCGCCGAUCCUGCCGGGGUUGAGCUUUCAUCAGCCGCAGGAGACCGGUGGCACCUCCUUGUCCCCAUCAUUUGGUAGCACUUGGUCUACUGGAACCACGAACACCGUAGACGAUAGUUUUUUUCAAGGAAUACCAUCAGUUAAUGGGACUAUGCUUUUUCAAAAUUUCCCACACCAUGUCAACCCGGUUUUCGGAGGGAAUUUUUCACCACAGAUUGGAUUGGCACAGUCACCGCACCAACAGCAGCAAGCACAGCAACAGCAGCCCCAGCAGAGGAGGUCUCCUGUUAGUCCCAGCCAUGCCUCUUUCCCCCAGAGAAACGCAUACAGUCACCAGACCGUCAUGAACAGCAAGGCUUCGUCGUCUUCUGCGUCGUCGUCAGCAUGGAAUAACCACCAGAACGCACCGUGGAGCACAGGCUCCAAUCCCUGGAGCGGGCUCCAGGCAGGCAGGGACCCACGGAGAGCGGUGGGAGUCGGUGUUGGGGUGGGGGUCGGUGUCGGGGUGCCGUCUCCCCUCAAUCCUAUCUCCCCGAUGAAAAAGCCCUAUCCGAGCAACGUCAUUGCACCUCCGAAAUUUCCCCGUCCUGGUCCCCUGACCCCUAAGUCUUGGAUGGAAGACAACGCCUUUAGGACAGACAACAGCAACAAUAUGCUACCUUUUCAGGACCGGAAUCGGCCCUUUGAUCCAUUUAACUUGCAAACUUUGGAGAAUUCCUUAAUGGAUAUGAUAAGGACUGAUCACGACAAAGGUAAACCACACCCAGUCGGUGGCCCACCAAUGACUAUCGCUGAUAUUAUAUGGAGGAAUCAUUUUGCAGGACGCAUGGGUUUGAAUUUCCCCCACCCAGCAGCUGACCACAUCAUGCCCCUUAACACCAGGAGCUAUGGCCGCAGAAGAGGUCGUUCUUCACUGUUUCCCUUUGAGGAUGGCUUCCUUGACGAUGGCCAUGGCGAGCAGUCGCUGACGCCAGGGCUGAGCUCACCAACGCGUUGCCAGAACGGAGAGAGGAUGGAGCGUUACUCCAGGAAGGUGUUUGUCGGAGGCUUGCCCCCUGACAUUGAUGAAGAUGAGAUUACCAACAGUUUCCGUCGCUACGGACACCUAGUGGUGGACUGGCCACACAAAGCCGAGAGCAAAUCCUACUUUCCACCCAAAGUGUUUGUCAGAUCGGUGAAGACGCCCGUGGGGAGGGAUGUCACAGUGUCUUUUGGGCAGGUGAUGCGAGCACUGAGGCAGGGUCAGGCGCUGCGUCAUUCCCAGAAGCCUCGGCGGCAGCCAUCCAUGCGUCAGAGUAGGGAAGCUAUUAAGGUCUGCCUGGAAAUAGCUGACAUUCUUCAGGCAGAUGGUUAUGCCUUCCUGCUCUUCCAGGAGGAGUCUUCAGUUCAGGCCCUGAUCGAUGCCUGCAUUGAGGAGGACCAGAAGCUCUACCUGUGUGUCUCCAGUCCCACCAUCAAAGACAAACCGGUCCAAAUCCGCCCCUGGAACCUGAGCGACAGUGACUAUGUGAUGGACGGAUCACAGCCACUUGACCCUCGGAAAACCAUUUUUGUUGGCGGGGUCCCACGACCUCUUCGUGCAGUGGAAUUGGCUAUGAUCAUGGAUAGGCUGUAUGGAGGUGUGUGUUACGCUGGUAUUGACACUGACCCGGAGCUGAAGUACCCCAAAGGGGCAGGCCGUGUGGCCUUCUCCAAUCAGCAGAGCUACAUCGCUGCAAUCAGCGCCCGAUUCGUCCAGCUGCAGCACAAUGACAUUGACAAGCGGGUGGAGGUGAAGCCCUACGUCCUGGACGACCAGAUGUGUGACGAGUGCCAGGGGGCGCGCUGCGGAGGCAAGUUCGCCCCCUUCUUCUGUGCCAACGUCACUUGCCUCCAGUACUACUGCGAGUACUGCUGGGCGAGCAUCCACUCGCGCGCCGGCCGUGAGUUUCACAAGCCCCUGGUCAAGGAGGGGGGCGACCGGCCUCGCCACGUGUCCUUUCGCUGGAGCUGAUGGGUGGGGGGGGGUCGUUAGAGACAGACCUGCCCCCCCAUUGCCCCGGAGCCCAGCUAGAUGCCCCAUCAUCCCACCCACCCCAGCAAACCACCCCCACUUCUGUCCCCUCCAGUGUCCAACCCAUUGACCCACUCGCUCAGCACCCUAUUCGCCUCUACCAACCUCCUCCAUCAUAACCACAAAAUCAACAACCACGAAUACAUGGGUCUUUUUAAAAUCCUUUAAAAAAAAAAACUUUUUUUGUUUGUUUUGGUUCCAUUUUUUUAAAGAAAUAAUGCAGUUUCAAUGCUCUUAAAAUGUUGUCCAGUGUUUGGUUUGUAAUAGAUAAAAAAAAAAUAAGAACUAAGCAGAUUAUUAAAAAAUAAGACUAGUGACCGCUCAGAAAUUGCACUUUUGCAUGUCAGACCACACUCAUGUUAGUCAAUACUUCAGACCCGUUCACCAUGUCUUUUCAACAUUGCGCCCCAACCCCCCCCCCCCCGUCUCGCUGGGUAGGUCUGGGGUUGCUGUGACCCACUUUCAAAAAAAAGAUUGAGUGAAAUUACACAUGAAUAUUUAUAAAUCUUAUAUUUUUUGUUUUUAUAUCUAUCUAUUCAUGUAGAGAUAAUUAAUUUUUUGUGUGAAAAGAGCAUGCACUUAUUUUCAGAAAAGGUAGAAGAUUGCCCCUAUUAAAAAUGACCAAAGGUAUAAGCAAACUAAUAUGUAAAAAAAAAAAAAAACUUAAGUAGGUGGCAAAAAUGUAGCAAAAUUGACCGCUAUCCGAUACUCAGUAGUAUGGUUCAAAAUACCCUAAUUAGAAUAACAAACCUUAUAUUAGACCUCCAUUUUUUUUAAAUGUCAAUACCUCAUACAGGCAAUCAGAUACUUUUCCUCCCUUCCCCCUCUUUGUUUUAAAUUUUGUCUUUGCCCUUUGUUUGUUUUUUUUUUGUUUGUUUUGUUUUUUUAACAAGAUAUUCAUUUUUAGUGUUAUGUAAAUGUAAUGCUGCAAUAGCUUUUGCUGCUAAAUCCAUGAUGUGAGGCAGACACAUUACAUUAGUACUCUAUUCAGGCCUAGGGUGUUGAAUAUAGUCCCAGUGAAGACACUUGAUUUUUUUUAAAUAUUUUUUUUUUAAUUUUAAACAGACGAGAUGCUGGCAUGAGACAGGGUGGGAUGCGGUCCCCUCUGAACUAAUCACUUGGGCCCAGAGUUGGGGGUGGAGAGUGACAUCGCCCCUAACUGCAUGUUUAUCUCAAUCAGGUUGCUGCAUGCAAUAGAGUUUUCAGUAUCAUGUCUACUAUUCAGCGCGGCUCACUUCUUUUGCACAACACCAGAUAUAGACAUAAGACUUUUUUUUUGUUUGAGCACGGAACUGGACACGACAGGGGGAAGUUCAUUGAAAUGCUAAAAAAGGUAUGAAAAUUAUAAUAUGACCCUUCAGUAAACCCCUUUUGAUAUUGGCUCGCUGGCUGUAUGGUGAGCAUGACGAAACCUGAUUAAUCAAUAAUUACAGUUAAGAAAAUAAAAAAAUUAGAUGUAUUAGGAUAUACUUUCAAAACAACUGUCUAUGAUAGGUGAAGUACUUUUUGCAGUGAUUGUUAAUAUAAUUGUGCAAUUUUUUAUACAGUAUGUAGUUAGGUCUGAGUAUGCCUAGAACUGUGAUUCGCUUUAACUGUUUUUGAUGUCCGACAUAGAAGUCCUGUGAAACUUCAUAACCAGUGUAUGUAUACAUACUGUAUGUCCAAGCUUAUGCACGUACACACUUACACCACACAAACACUCUCAAACAUGUCUCUCCCUAGUUAGUUCUCCUUUACUCAAACAAGAGACCUGUGCACACACUUUAGUAUACACGCACACUUUUCCAGUACUUUUCUAAUAGUUCUAACACACACACACACACACACACACACACACACACACACACACACACACACACACACACACACAGGAGAUGAGAUUGACUGUCAGUCUCCUUCCUCCAUUAACACAAUAUGUGAUCAUCGCCCCCCCCCCCCUCCCCCUCCCCCGAGAAAAAAAAAAACACAAAAACAACCAAAGAGCUCACUUGUCUAACAUUUAAACCACCAACACACUACCACAACAGGCUGAUACUGUGUUGGGCCACUUGUUUGAUGACCUGCCUAGCAGAUGCAAGCAGAUGCAUUUUGGGAGGAAAAAAGAGGAUUUCAUUUUGUUUAAAAAAGAACACUGGCUCUAAAGAAGAAAAAGAAACUGUGGAGAUAAAAGUGGACGGUUAAGAUUAUGAGCUCUCAGCCUGCACAUAAUGUUUUAACACCGUGGCUUUGGCAGUGCUACAACAUUGCCAGAACCUUGUGUGCAUUUAUAUCCAGAUUCUUUCCUGCAAAGCUUGAAGUAUAGAAUAACGACCUGCUAGAAAGGUGGACUUUUUUUUUGUUGAUUUUUUUUCCCUUUUUUCCAUCGUUCACUAGGCAAAAGGCUGAAUAUAUUUGGGGGUCUAGGGUUGACCACGUUGGGUAGUUACAGGAUGCAGUGGCUGAGAAGAGCAGUUCUGGUUGCUGAGAAGGAGAUUGGUCGAGUUGUGUGGAGGGUGUGAUUUUUAUUUUUUUUAUUUUUUUUAAACUUUUUUUGAAGCUGUUCUGAGGACAAUACCCAGGGCAGUAGAUGCAGAAUGUGAGUCCUGUUCCAUCCUCUCCUAGUGUUGUGAACCCUUGGUUAACCGCUAAACCCCUGCAGUCUUUUUGCUUUUGGUCACAGGCUGUCAGGCUUAGGGUGAGCCUUUUAUAUUCAUUUUGGUUUCAGGAAGCUUAAAUAAAGAAAACUAUUUUUUGUUGUUUAAUGAGGAAAAAAAACUUUAAAGAGGCUAACCAUGAGUAAUAAUUAUCCCUAUGAAAGUGAAUUCUGGGUGUUUUUGUGAUCUUUCUUUCUCCACCCAGAUGGGUUUUCUAUGUUGGUUCAUUCUCGAUGAAACACCUUUGUUAUGCACUACUCUUUCUAUCUGGACAGUUUUGGACAGUCAGUUAUAUUUUUUUUAAGAGAGAACGAGAAAGAGAAUAAAAGUGAUGCGUGUGCUUUC